Molecule: messenger RNA, 4416 nt
Organism: Mytilus trossulus (common blue mussel)
Lineage: Eukaryota; Metazoa; Mollusca; Bivalvia; Mytilida; Mytilidae
Exons: 29
Coding region: 18-3074 (1018 amino acids)
Biological process (GO): regulation of mitochondrial translation
Cellular component (GO): nucleus; mitochondrion
Molecular function (GO): protein binding; mRNA 3'-UTR binding
Source: RefSeq, a predicted model, not a curated record
AACUUUAUAAAAACAACAUGGCAGCCCUGUGUCGAUGUGCACGUUUUUGCCUUUCAAAGGCUAUUCAGUUGCCUCUAAGACCAGUAUUUUCUUCUAAUUCCAAGAACUUUAUAUGGGAAAACAAGUGUCGACCUUCAAUCUUUUCAAUUGACAUAAGAAGACAAUUUGUACAACCUGCAUCCGCUGAAAAAAAUGAACAGGAAAGAACAUUUAGGACAAGACAACCUGUGUCUGACCAACCAAUGCAAGCUCUUGGAGAUUUUGUGCAUCAGUACAGACGAAGUAGACAAGAUUAUAUUCAAAACUGUAUAACCAUGUUUCAGGAAAAAGGCUUAGACAAUAUUGAAGAUGGUAUGUUUGUACUUAGAAGCACUGGUGAACCUCUCUCUCAGCUACAUCCAGAUAACAGAAUGAAAUACACAGAUAUGAUUUGGGAAUGCAUACAGAAAAGUGGAUUGCCAUUACAGACAUCAUACUUUAAUAAUUUGCUGAUGGUAUACUUAGAAAAUCAACACAAAUUUUCCCCACCAGACAUCCUCACUGAAAUGGAUAAGGCAGGAUUAAAGCCAAACAGGGUGACAUUUCAACUAAUACUUGCACAUUAUUGUGAAGAAGGAGAUGUAGAAAAAGCAAGUCAAAUUUUGGAACAUAUGAAAGAAAUGAAAGUUCCACUAACAGAUACAGUUUUCAAUAGCUUAAUCAUUGGACACUUCAGGGCAAAUGAUGUAGAGGGUGCUGUAAAUAUGUUAGAAUUGAUGAGACAAUCUGGAUUAGAGCCAACAUUGGAAACAUACAAUUCAUUAUUACAAGGCUAUAUAGAAAAAGGAAAUACAGAAGAAGUUAUAAAAAUGAUUUCACAACCACAAGGACAAAAAAUAUCAUUUUUAAGUAGUCAGUUAUUUGAUGCCAUUGUAACAGCACUGAAUCAUGGCCAUGAAGAACUUGCCUUUCAGAUCUUUGAUACAAUGAAAGACUCUACAAUGCUAAGAGGAAGAGGAACAAAUUUAUUAAGAAGUUGUAUACAGAGAAUGGCAUAUCAUGGACAUAUUGAUGCUACUUUACGGAUGUGGGAAGAUGUUGUUCCAGUCGAAAUUAUAAAUAGGGAAAUGAUUAAGUCUAUUAUCUUAAAUCUGGAUCCUGAAAAAAAUAUUUCAGCUUUAUUAAACAUACUUAAAGACCAACCCCAAGAGUCAAUGGAUAUGGAUUACUGCAUCAAGUUGUGCUGUAGAGAGCAAAAAUUUGAUUGGAUAUUGAAAUUUUUAGAAAGAGCUAAUACUGUGAAAUGUUUUGAAGAAGGCCAUAUAAGAUUUAUUUUUAAACUGUUUCAAGAUGACCAGGAAGCUUUACUUCAAGUCACAGAUGUAUUAGCAAAGAAUCAAAAUAUGAAAACAAGAGGAAAUAUUGGUCAGUGUUUAUGCAAGUGCAUUAUUCCUACUAUGGUGAAAAAGGAAGAAUCAGUGGAAGAUUUUUUGGACAAGAUGAGGGAAAAAGGUUAUCCAGAGGAAGAAAUUGAUUCUUGUACUUUUUAUCAUUUAUUGACCAGUGAUGUAGAAAAGGCUUUUGAGUUUGCAAAGGACAAAAAGAUAUAUAUGUUCCCAGAAAUGCGUCAAAAGUUGACCAACCUUGAUUUGACACAGCAUUGGAAACCUGUUAUGGAGGUUAUGUCAAGGUCACCAGAAAAGUUUUUCAAGAACAAACUACAGAUGCUAGAAAAUAUAUUCGACAAAAAUUCAGCUUCUUUAAAUGAUAUCGUGGCUCAUUACAAAUCACUGGGCAGUUUUCUUGGUUAUGGUGCUAGAGAUAUGUUAAGACAGCGAGGAAUUAGUACUGACAAAAAUAUGAACAGAUGGGCAAACUUUUCUAAUCCUGAAGAGUCACAGAAGAGAAGAGAGAUAGUGCAAAUGAUUGAUCAAUUUAGAAAUCUGUUUGCUGAUCAGAAAAUAGAUGAAGCUGAAAAAGUAUUGCAUAGCAUAGAAGAUACUGGAGUGAAGAUUUUAUCAUCAUAUGUUAUUCGUGUGGCAUUGAGGAUUUAUUCUCUCUACAGGAAAAACUUGUUAUUAAGUUUGAAAUAUUUAACAAUUCUUGAAACUGAUUUCCCUGAAAGUCAAUACUGGAAUGAAUUGUUAAUGACUUGUGGAUUACUGAUAAAAGCCGGACAAUUUGAAGAAGUUAUGCCUCACAUUAAGUUGUAUGCUGACAGAUGCAGUUUAAGUUUACCACUGCAAUUUAGAACUGAUGUUUUACAAUUCCUUGCUGAAAGUAUGGCUGAAAAACUGGAACCCAGUGAAUCAAUGGACUUUCUAUUAAAAUUGAGUGAUAUCUCUUUCAUUCAAAAAAAUACUGAAGGUUUGGUGACAAAGUUUUUACUGAGAGAAUACACGAAAAGAGAUGAUCCCACUCUUCCAAGGAAAAUAGUUGAUCUUGUAGUAUCGAGAAAGAAUUUAGGGAUGAUGUCAUUGUAUCAAAUGUUUAAUUUCUUCAUUGUAAAGGGGGAUAAUGACGCAUUACAAGAAGUUACUGACAUUUUCAUAACUCAACACAGUCAAUCCUAUGUACUUGUGAACUUACUUGGUUCUCUAGUUUACAAUGGUAAAGUACAGCCAGCUAAAGAACUCCUCCAGACUGAAGGAUUAAGAAGUAAUGAUAAGAGUUUGAACUAUCUUUGUUCUGAGUUCAUCCGGGACAAGAAGAUAGAAGAAUUGGCAACUUUGGUACAACUGACAGAGAAACUGCCUGGAUGUAAUAGAGAUCAGAUGUUAUGUAACUUAAUAAGAGGAUAUGUUCAGACUAGGGAUUUUUCAUCUGCAAAAGAUGUGUUGAAAAUGUAUGCUGAAGAGGAAGUCAAACCCUCCCCAGAGACAAUCAAUUAUCUGAAUAAACAACUGACAGCAAAUGGAAUGGAAAAAGUUCAAGAUCUACAGGCAAAAGAAAUAAGUUCUAUUCCAGAUAGUGAACAAAUAGAACAAGUAGAACAAAUAGACAGUUCAUCAAAUUCUGAAAGCUCAUCAAGUUCUGAAAGCUCAUCAAGUUCUGACAGCUCUGAUUCUGACGAGGAACCUAGUAAAAGUAGCUGACCUGGUUGACCUUUAGGAUAUUUAUUAUUUUGUUUGUUUGUGAUAUUCAACAUGCAAGUUAUGAUGAUGAUUUAUUGACAGUGACAUUCUGGAGAUAUUUCAUCUGAAGUGUGACAGAAGAAAAACAUUUACCAAGAUUAUAGACGAUUUACUUACUAGUAUCAUACUUAGUGGUUGAAGUCCAUUUGUUACAACUAUGUGACUGAGGACUGAUUCUUACAAGUCCUGUGCUAUUUAUAACUAUCAUCAUUAGCCACCAUGUAAGAAUUGAUAGAUACAAACAGAAGGGCUCUUUCUUGAUGUCUAUCAGCUUAAUAUUGUGGCCUAAUUAUCAUCAACUAUUCAUUAUAUCAUUGUAGACAUGACUAUAGACGUUAUUUGAAAAGUUGCGAAUGAAUAUUGUUUAUCAUUGUUACAUAUAUUGUAGUAAUCCACUGAACAUGUUAAUGGCAAUAGAACUGAGGACUUAUUUUUAAUCAUGUUUGACAGAAAAUGGCUUUUUGUAAUUACCAAUUGCUGCUUUAUCCAGCCUUCAAAUGUAUCAUAGUCAUAAUAUAUAGAGAACAUUGUACAUUGUUCUAUGAUCUUAUUUUGCAUACACUGAUAUUUUGUUAAAAGUAGUAAUUUGUACUUGUAAAAACUUAAAUCUAUCAACUGCUAUUAUAUCACUUGGUGUCUGUUUAUCUAAACAUAUACAUUGUAAUUUGAGAACAGCUGUAUGCUUCUUUUUGAAUUUUAAACAAUUACAACACCAGUCCUUGUCAACCCUGGAAUGCCAUUUUUUAUUAUAGAUGAUUGGUUAAAUUAAAAGGUUCCUCUUCAUAUUCAGUAAACAAAUUAAAUACCAAUUCUGUCAGAAAUUGUGUAAAUCCAGUUCAGUUCUUAGUGAAACAUGCCUACCAAGAAAAGGUAUUGAAACAUGGAAUUUUGUGUUAAAAUGUUUGUUUUACAUUACUGUUUCAAUUGUCUUAAAAUAAAUAAAAUUAAAACAUUGUAACUACUUUACCAAUUAUGUUAGUGUGGAAUUAGACAAACAAGACUGUAACUACCAUGAUAUGCUAACAUUUAAAUGAUACCAGAUAGUUUAAGAAAUGUGUAAUCAAACUAUUAAAGAUUUUGUUUUGGUUAAGUGACUUCAUGUUCUUUCCAGAACAUGAUCAUAAUAAACACAAGAAAUAAUAGAAUAAAAUUCUUUUCAAAACUGGUUUAUAAUGGAAAUUAUUGUAAAUGGAAUCAAGUUCACUUCUUGUUUGUUAUUGAUGUUAGUAUGAAUUUGUUUAUAAUGUAAAUGUGUUUAAUUACAAAUUGCAGAUUCAUUUUUUAAAUAAUUUUUAUGAAUGAA